Messenger RNA from Cyclocybe aegerita, 387 nucleotides. NCBI's taxonomy places the organism in Eukaryota, Fungi, Basidiomycota, Agaricomycetes, Agaricales, Hemipholiotaceae. The record is from the annotation of a GenBank genome assembly.
AUGUCCUCCAAUGAAUCCACGCCCUCUCCCACCAUGGCUUCCACCUCUCUUACAGAGACUAUUCCGAUGCGUGUGCCGCAAACUGUCCCUAGCGAAUCUGUGCAGAACGUCGAAGAAGAGGCCGUCAAGGCCUCUAUUCCUGAGGCUUCAAGCGGGAGAAAUGACGGAUCUGUCAACAAGGUGAAAGAAGAGGUCACCGAUGAAGACGAAGACGAGAGUGAGAGUGAGAGUGAGAGUGAGAGUGAUGAUGAGCCUCCAGUCUGGAAAGGGGGUAUGGCACGUGGGAGGAUCAUUAGGCCCACCAGAGAAAGCGUCGGUGCAAAGCCCGGGGCAACCGUGAAGGGAGGAAAUGGAGAUGGCACCAAUAAGCCUCCGAAAGGAUCCUAG